CACACCUUAUCUUCUCCCUUCGUGUUGAUCUGCAAACAACUCCCACCCAAGAAAAUAGCUUCAUGUCCUUUCUGUACCUCAUGAUUUUCAGAAACUUUUACCAGUCCAACUCACAACUCGAUACUUGAUGACAUAUUUCUGAAGAUUGUUGAUGCUGCUGCUGCUGCCUAAGGUUUUCUAUUCAAAUUCUGUUACAGCAACGGAAUCAGUAGAUUUUGCUUCAUCUUCGGUGAAUCUGAUUUCAUAAGGUUAAUCGUCCUUGAAUUCUGGUUACAGUGAGUCAUUGUGUGCUGAUUGUAGUAGUACAAAAGCUCGAUCGAGAGUUUUUGUACUAUUUGUUUUGGAUUUUUGAUUAAUUCCAAGAGGUUUCAGAGGAUGAAUCAUUGUGUUCCUGAUUUUGAAACGGACGACGAUUACUUCUUUUCAGCUUCUGCAAAUUCGAAAAGGCACAAGAAAUCUGCAAUGGGAGAUGAAGAUAUAAUGGAGUUAUUAUGGCAAAACGGUCAGGUCGUAGUGCAGAGUCAAAACCAGAGAUCCGCCGGCAAUAAGAAGUCGGAAACGAUGCCGUCGACCGCCGGAAGAGAGAUCCGAUCCGGUGUGAUUGACGAAGAAACGACGCCGUCUAAUUUGUUCAUGCAAGAAGAUGAGAUGGUCUCUUGGCUUCAUUACCCUAGCGACGAUAACUCUUUAGACCUUUACCUUCAUAAUAACGAUAUACCGUAUCCUGUUCUGCCGUCGUCGUCUUCUGCUCCGGCCACCACCCUCCCUUCCUCCCUACCACCGCCCCCGCCUCCGUUAGUUACCGUUCCUCCUACUCGGCCUCCGAUUCCUCCAUUGAACCGCGUGGAUGAGGAACCAAGCCAACCGAAGUUCGCAAACUUCUUGCAUUUCUCGAGGUCUAAUAAAAGAGGUUUAGCCGGAUCAGGUCCGUCAAGUUCGAAACAGAUGUCUCAGGCGAUAACGCAGUCGACGGUGGUGGAAUCAAACAUCGGAUGCCGUGGUAGCAUGAGUAGUUUUGGUGGUGCUGGAACAUCAUCGGCCGGAACCGGAAGGGAACCGGAAACUUGUGAUGUCAGCGCAUCGUCAUCUCCUGGUACCGGCGGCUCUGGAGCAAGUGCCAGCGUGGAACCGUCUUCUCAUAAGCCACCGCCGGCGACGGAUGAUCGGAAACGGAAGGGAAGAGACACCGACGAUACAGAAUGUUACAGCGAGGACCUCGAGUUUGAGUAUCACGAUCCAAAGAAGAAAUCGCGUGGAUCAGCGUCUUCUACCAAGAGGUCCCGUGCUGCAGAAGUCCACAAUCUCUCAGAAAGGAGACGUCGAGAUAGGAUUAAUGAAAAGAUGAAGGCUUUACAAGAACUAAUUCCUCGCUGCAACAAGUCGGACAAAGCUUCAAUGCUGGAUGAGGCGAUCGAGUAUUUGAAGUCGCUUCAGAUGCAAGUGCAGAUGAUGUCCAUGGGAUACAACAUGGUUCCUAUGAUGUUCCCAGGUGUCCAGCGAUACAUGCCAACGAUGCCUGCUAUGGGGAUGGGGAUGGGAAUGGGAAUGGGAAUGGGAAUGGAUCACAUAGGAAUGAACCGUGGCAUGGUUCCAUAUCCAUCGGUUCUUCCUGGUCCACAAAUGCCGAAUUCAGCAGCAGCUCAUAUGGGUCAACGUUUUCCAGUUCCUCGGUUUCAGAUGGCGCAGGUUCCCAUCAUGGGUCCAGGAACAGGCGAGGCGGCUAACCCCUCAGACCCGAUGAUGAACUCAUUUCCUACACAGAAUGCAAACCAACCACGGGUUCCAUUUCUAGAUCCAUAUCAACAAUGCCUUGGUCUCCCCCAAACACAAUUGGCACAACAACAACAACAACAGAAUCAAACAGGCAUGGCUGCUGUAACAAGUAAGCCAAGCAGCAGCAAAGAUGUUAGGUACCCCCAGCGGCACCCAACCGGCUGAUUUGUAGGACGGAAAACGGAUAACGAAUCUUUGUGCCUUUUGCAGGCUGAUAUUGAAGGGAGGUCAGUUUUGCGACUAAAUUUUGUAGUUAAAAAGGGCGAGAUUUGGGUUGGCUUAUUUGUAACAUAGUUGUUGACGUGUAAUUAUAGAAACAAAUAGACGUGUUUUUCUUUUAGUUAUUAUAUACGCAUCACGGUGAUUCCUCACUUUUUUCAAGAAAAAGAGAUGCGAAGAGAGAUUGAUUGUUUUAAGUAGCAGCAGCAGCAUUCAUUUGUGCAUAGGCUCCAAGCAAUGUCUACUUUUAAUUAUUAAAGAAGAGGUGGGUUUCAUAUGUA
This is a messenger RNA of Cynara cardunculus var. scolymus (artichoke), 2273 nucleotides long. RefSeq names its product transcription factor PIF1-like. The record is from RefSeq and is a predicted model, not a curated record. Gene Ontology annotation, biological process: regulation of DNA-templated transcription. Lineage: Eukaryota; Viridiplantae; Streptophyta; Magnoliopsida; Asterales; Asteraceae. Gene Ontology annotation, molecular function: protein dimerization activity; DNA-binding transcription factor activity. Bases 376 to 1938 code for a protein of 520 amino acids. The transcript is spliced from 8 exons.